Molecule: messenger RNA, 1317 nt
Organism: Trypanosoma cruzi
Lineage: Eukaryota; Euglenozoa; Kinetoplastea; Trypanosomatida; Trypanosomatidae
Exons: 1
Molecular function (GO): protein binding
Source: RefSeq, a predicted model, not a curated record
CGCUGCAGUCUCAUUAACGAUCCGGCGCAUCAGGCGCAGUACGCACAUGUUGCGAGGGAUUGGGGUCGACCGCCACCAGAUGUUCCAUCUGGGGCUUACCAGCCUAUAUUUUGGGAGUCCGACCAACAUAUUGCGCGGGCAAAUGAGCGGCGGUGGAGGCGAGACUGUAUCGUGGAGGCAAAUCCUUCCAUGGAGCAUGUACGACACUUGUUGGAUGUCAUAAUGGGACGCGCUACACUUGAUCCUGGUGUGGCGCGUGUUGUAUCGGUUUUCUUUAACCAGAAAUCAUCCGGAUUUUCUCCACAGGAGCUAAUGCAGUUUCUAGUUACGUGCGCGUUUCACGUGAAGGGCAUGACGCCGCUGGAGGCUGCACGUUUCUGUUUCUUUGCACUCCGUCGUGACAUGGAACACGCCAUUGCAAGGGAUGACGUCAUUUUUAUGCUUGAACACUCGCUCAUUGAGCAUACAAUUGAAAUGCCGGAAAUGGAGUUGCGGCGCCGUGUGGUGGACAUCUUUGGUGACACCACAUAUGUCAUUUUUGAUGACUUUGUGCGGUAUUUCAUUCACAAUUAUGCGAUGUGGUACGCCUUUGGGGUGCCUGUCACGGUGAGUGGGGAACGCUCCGGCCGUGGUGGUGACGUGGCACCGCAACUCAACCCGACAUUAACGCUGCUAAAAGCGGAUGGGGAGCCCAAUGCGAAGGCACGCGCCCCAACUGCAGCGACAACUGUUAGCACCUCUGGUGCUGCCCCUGUCUCUGCUUCUACUUCUACUACCGCCGCGACACCGGCAGCGGCAAUAACAACAGCAACGACCCAAAAGACGGUACCACACGAUGAAAGCGUUUGGCGUACAUUUAUCGCCCGGGUCCAGCACAGCAACAAGGCGUUUAGCGUGACGGCGCAUGUUAAUGACACCAUCUUUGACGUGAUGGUUAUGGUGCAGAAUAGUACAGGGAUCCGUGCGGCGUGCCAGGAGUGGCGGGCUGGGAAUGUGGCGCUUGACCCAAAGUGCCGGUUGGGCUCCACCGAACUCGGCCUCGGGGGAAAUGAGGUCGCCGCACCGGAAGUAAUCAUCAUUGCGCGGGAUGAAGCUGUACGUCUUGUGAUGGUGUACAAGGAAAAGGGCUUCCGCUGGGAGGUGCGUCUGCCAUCCAGUGAGAAGGUGCUUAAACUGCGUGCUCUUGUUCAGCAUAAAACAAUGAUUCCCCUGACACGAUGUGUGUUGCGGGCCCACGGCUCAUGUCUGAUGGAUCGCCACCCACUGGCGCACUACAACCUGCAGGACGGCGAUGUUGUUACGAUCACACAGGAGUAA